Molecule: messenger RNA, 927 nt
Organism: Parnassius apollo (apollo)
Lineage: Eukaryota; Metazoa; Arthropoda; Insecta; Lepidoptera; Papilionidae
Source: the annotation of a GenBank genome assembly
AUGCAACGUACACCUCCGCAAAAGAUAAAGUGUAUGUCAAGCCCAGAUCUGCACCGUGAAAUCGAUUCUAGCAAUAACUUCGUUACUUGUAGAAAGCGCAAAGAAAUGGACGACAAAUCCGAACAUAGUACGAUAUUUUCCAACAAUAUCUUAAACGAAAAAUAUAUAGAAAAAUUAGUGACAAACUCGGUGCGCUCUGUUUUGUCUGCUGAGCUCACCAAAAUAACGGAUGCCUUAACUAACAUCCAAUUGGCCGUAGCCGGGAUAAUUUCAGAUAGUACGGCUUUAAAAAAUUCGUUACUGGAAGUUAACAAUAAGCUUAUAGAUAUCGAUAACACACUAUGUUCCUCUGAGUUACGUCAAGAUUCAUUUGACGCUCGUAUUAAAGGGCUUGAAGAAAAAAUCCAACAGGUUUCGGAGCGGAAUGCUGGUCUGGAAAAUAAGUUAUCAUCAAUGGAACAACAGGCAAGGGGCAAUAAUCUUGAAAUUUCAAAUUUACCUGAAAAAAAAGGCGAAAAUCUUACUAUAAUAACUAAUUUGGGGGUUAUAGUUGACCAAAAGAUUCUUUCGACUGACAUCACCGCAAUUCAUCGAGUUCCUCAUGCUGACCACAAGGAUUCUCGCCCAAAAAAUAUUAUUGUACAAUUUUCAUCAAGAAUUCUUCGUGACAACUUCCUCGCUGCCUGCCGUGUACGUAAGAAUUUAAAUUCAGAGAAGUUAUCAAUCUCUGGACCAUCGCAUACUAUAUAUGUAAAUGAGCAUUUGACAUUAAAAAAUAAGAUUUUAUUUCGUGAAUGUCGAAAUGCAGCUAAAGCUAAUGAAUACAAGUAUGUGUGGGUUAAGCAUGGAACUAUAUUGGUGCGUAAGAAUGAUAGCUCACCAGCUAUGGCAAUUCGAUCUUUCGAUAAUAUUAAAAAGAUUAAAUAG